This is a messenger RNA of Chanos chanos (milkfish), 3588 nucleotides long. It is a transcript of the gene cnppd1, whose product is annotated as cyclin Pas1/PHO80 domain containing 1. Bases 61 to 1335 code for a protein of 424 amino acids. NCBI's taxonomy places the organism in Eukaryota, Metazoa, Chordata, Actinopteri, Gonorynchiformes, Chanidae. Gene Ontology annotation, cellular component: nucleus; cyclin-dependent protein kinase holoenzyme complex. The transcript has 8 exons. Gene Ontology annotation, molecular function: protein kinase binding; cyclin-dependent protein serine/threonine kinase regulator activity. Gene Ontology annotation, biological process: regulation of cyclin-dependent protein serine/threonine kinase activity. The record is from RefSeq and is a predicted model, not a curated record.
ACGCCGCUCUGUACGUUUACCAGGGUUUCUAUCUUUUAAUGUCAACGUUUGACAAGUACCAUGGAUUUUAACGACUUGUUCGACGAGCGGACAUUUCCAUUUUCCGAUUUUCAGGAGUUUACGUUUUUACCCGGACAUCAGCAACUGUCGGAGCGGGUCAGGAAGCGUUUGUACUAUGGUCUCGACCAAGACAGUUCUCUAGACGAACUAUCAUGUCCGGUUACAGAUAUUGCUGUGGAACUGCUCCAGAAGUCUGCCCCAAGUCCAAUCCGAAAACUCCAUAAGAAAUAUGCGGCACACGUGGCCAGGGAGGCCUGUAUCUCCCCCUGUGCUAUGAUGCUGGCUCUGGUUUACAUUGAAAGAUUACGACACAGAAACCCUGAAUACCUGCAGCAGAUUUCCUCCUCGGACCUUUUCUUGAUAUCUAUGAUGGUGGCCAGUAAGUAUUUGUACGAUGAAGGAGAGGAGGAAGAGGUUUUCAAUGACGAAUGGGGAGCAGCUGGCAAGCUGGACGUGCAAACCGUUAACACACUGGAGAUGAAUUUCCUUAAUGCCAUUGAAUGGAGCCUCUUUACAGAGCCCAGCGAAUUCUUUAAUGUUCUCACUCAACUGGAGGCCAGCAUUGCGGAGCGACAAGGGAUGAAGCGAGGCUGGUUCACCUACACUGAUCUCUGUGUGCUGAUGGAGCGGUCGGCGUGGCGACAGGCCCUUGCUUCCAUCUACCUACACUUUGCAAAGAUGGCCUGUAUGCUGGGUCUCCUGUACCUAACCAGUGUGGCCGGACUGAUCGCAGCCUCAGCAGUGCUUCACCAGAUCACUGUCCCCAGCAACACCAUCCGGCCCCUCGUCCCAAUGGAUACAAUCGGCCUCCAGUCCUCCGCGCGCUCCCUGGACCUUCAACCCGACAUGCCCAGCUCAGCUCCAGCCUCGCUGCCCCACUGCUGUGUCCAGGGCAACGACAGCGAGCGGCCUCGUUCCACGCUUCCCGACCACGACCGCGGCUCCACCUCCACCUCAUCUCAGAACUCUGUACUGUUCGUCUGGAGCUCCCUCUUCACAGCUCUGGUCCACUCAGAACCGACGCAGCCCGUCAGUCAACAGGACUGCUCUGAUUCUGUGCUCCUUUCUCCCAGUUGCCUGGACCUUUACCCGCCGCUGCAGUGCACAGCACGCAACACCUCCAGCCCCCACCAUCCCCCCUGGUACAGCUGCCUCGUGGGCCCGUGGCUGGGCCCGACUCUGUUCAGCGGGAUGGGGCCCCUGACGCGGCAGCCAUGUGGCCCACAGACCAGCUUACCCUUUGGGAAGGCCCCAGCCCUCCUUCUUCCCAGCUAGACAGCCCAGUGUGCAUACCUCUACACUGUAUUACACAAUAAAUACAGCUGAGUUCGUCUCCAGCAAGCUAUUCUGACGCUUUUUCACCUUUUUAACCCUGUGUUUUGUGUAAUUACACACACAAAAAAAAACUUGGAGAUAAUAUGAACGCUUUUGUCUGUAACUUUGAGGUUUGGGAUGGGGCUCUAAGGUCAGGUGGAAAUUGGAAACGUGUAACUCUUUUGAUCAGCUUCAGGAUUUUGUUUUGUUUGUUUUCAACUUGUGUGGAGUUGUGACCAUAUUUGCCCUUCUCAUCACAAAGCAUCUUUUUUGCUGACAGCUAAAUAACAGAUUGAACAUAUUUUAUUAAUAUUUUUUAUAUUGUAAAACAAUACUCUUAAAAAUGAACAGAAAUGCUGUUGAGAUAGAUGGGACAGAAGAUAUGUCAAAAAAAAAUGGUGCAGUGUUUCGAAGAUCUCUGGGCACUUUGUGAUAUGGCAAGUCUUGAGAGAAUUUUCCAGGUUGGACUGAAGGUUUGAGUUUGGAAAUGGGAGGGUUUGUUCAUCUGUGUUGCACUUAUUGCUACUUGCAUUUAAUGUUUGAACAAGGUAUUAUAGUGGAGGUUUUUUUUUAAGAAGGGCUGAAGGAGCUGGGAUUGGUCACAUGUUUUAAUUUUAGCGGGGAUCUCUCACUAUUAAAAAAUGAAAAGGGAAAAAAAAGAGAGUGGAUGAGACAAGAGCAGUGGUUUGGGGAUAACAUUGUGUUAUUAGUGCUACCUGGUUUUGAUGGUGGUUUAGUUAAUCUUUAAUUCCAUAAGAAAGCUAGUUCCAUCUAGUAGUUCAUUGGAGAGACAACUAAAGAGUUCUAGAGAACCACCAGAAAAACUUGUAAUUUGUUUACUGCUUGGGGGGGGACUAACAAUCAGAGAAAAAGUUGUUCAUAGUUCUUGUACCUACUGAUGAACUGUGGAGCACUGUCUCAGUAACUCAGUGUAACUUUGUUGUUCAGCUUUGAGCAGGGAAUACUUGGAAGUGUAGUACAGUGUUUUGUGUGUUUUGGAUGUUGAGCGAAACUUGUAGUGUAGUUCAAUAUUUGAUAAAAGCACAUAUUAACUAUAGAAAAUCAGCUCAGUGAUAAGGAAAGCAGAGCAGUAAUGUGUGCUGUUGUCAUGAUGUUCUGGAGUGAAGAAAAGCUUUAUUGUACUGCUAAGUCUGCUUAACCUGCAGUUAGGGGGCUGACAUUUAGCAAUUAUGUGGGUUUUUUUGGGGGGGGGGGGGGUUGUUGUUGUUUUUGCCUUUAUUAUAAUGAGGUAAACACAAUAUUGGACAGGAUUCACUCAUUUGUUUUGCCACCUCUGCAUCUCUAUCCUUACAGAUGGUCUCACAACAUUGGAACGUUAAGCUAGCAUCAUAUUCAAGCUGUUUGCAGAACUUUUUACCAUAUGAGGAUUUUUUCUUUUUAGCUGAAGUGAUGGUGUUCUUUGUUUUGUUUAGGUCACAUUUAUGAAAACAUUGGCGAUCAUGCAUAUUCCACAUUUUUGCAGUAUGUCAGGCUAACAUGAUAUUAAACUGUCCCUGCACUGAACAGUAGUGAUACAUUUCAAAAGGCAUAUUCCUACUCAAAUGUUUCCACUGAACUUUCGUACCUCAGCAUGGUUUUUUUGACCUAGAACUGUUCUAGGUAACUUUUUUUCCCAUUUCUUGUAUGUGAAGAAACUUUAUUAUGGACCAUUCCUAGAAAAAAGAGCAUUUGGGUCAUACUUCACCUUUCAGUUCUUAGGCUCAUCUGCAUUGUCCUGUCACUGCCGUUAAUGGUCAGGGAGUCUUAAAACGGUUCAUGUCAGCGAGGGAAAAAUCUGAGGAUAGUUGACAUCAUUUGGCUACACAUCAUUAUGACGUAAAGUUGGGUACUUCAGCUCAUAUUGACAUCAGAACUCAUGACUGCCUAAGACCCGUCAGUGACUGUAACCCGGUAACUGCUGAGGUCAUGUCAUGUGACACGUCUAUCCAUGUUAUUCAUAUUCCAGUCAGGCUUAAGUUUCUUUUGUUUCUAGCAAGAUACCAUGCAUGUUAUUUAAACAAUCAUCAGAAAUUUGUCUCUGAUACAAGCAAAAAUAUGGAACAGAAUUAUUUUACCCAAAACAUACCUCUAACAGAUUUCUGUUCAAACUGACACUUUAUUGGUUUAAAAAAAAAAAGAACCAUGGUUGCUUAAAAAUGCACCAAUGCACAAUUAGAUUUCAACAUUUUAAGAGCGUUUUUUUGUUUGUUUGUU